Molecule: messenger RNA, 8619 nt
Organism: Rattus norvegicus (Norway rat)
Lineage: Eukaryota; Metazoa; Chordata; Mammalia; Rodentia; Muridae
Source: RefSeq, a predicted model, not a curated record
GGACUGGAACUUGAUAUUUAGAGCAGUCUGACCUCAAACUCAAAGGUCAGCCUGCCUCUGUCUCUUGAUUUUGGGGUCAGAGAGUUGCACCAUUACCUCUAGCCACUUGUAUGAUGGUUUAUAGGAUUACACAUCAAUUUAUUGUAAGGUAAACAAAUGGCCCUUCAGGAUAUUUAAAUCCUUAGAACUUGUGAAUAUGUUGUCUUAAAUGACAACAAGGACUAUGUAGACAUGGUUAAAUUAAAAAUCAUGUAAUAAAGUGAUGAUCCUGGUUUAUCCUAUGAAUCUAAUGUAAUUUGGAAAGUUCAGGAAGGAAAAGGGAAGGCAGGAGAGUCAGGGAAACAUUAAUGUGGCACGAGAAAGGACCUGGCAAACCAUGGUUGACUUCAAAGAUUGACAAAAGGUUUGAGGGCAGCUUUUAGAAGCUACAGGAAGCAAGGAAAUGAAUUUUUACUUGGAGCUCAGAAGAACAUAGCCAUUCUGACAUCUUGAUUUUAGCUUUGUGGUGUUCAUUUCCAAUUCUCACGCCUGCGUCUUAAAAUAAUAUAUUUGUGUCAAUUUAAGCCACCGAGUUGGUACUAAUCUGUUGCAGAAGCAAUCAGAUAUCAAUACAGGUAGGUUAGCUAUUAUUACUGUAUUUCCCAUUUUUUGGUUCUGGCUUUUAUUGAUAUAAUUUAAUGUAAACACUGCUGCAUAAUCAAAGCAGAUUUUUUUUUGCCCAAGUGUAGGCUAUUUUACAGCUUUUCUAACUGUAGCCACUCUUAAUUUGUGAGCUGUCUUUAUAAGGAAGCCAGGUUCCCCUAUAUUAGACAGUGGACAACAUGCCUUUUGGAUAAACAGAUAGACAAUUUAUAGUAACUUCCUUUUAGGUUCUCCAUCAACAGACUGCAAAUCACAUGCUUUAGUUAUUAGCCUAUGCAUUGACUUGGGUCACAGAAACCAUUCUCCGAGGCCCUAGUCAAAUCUAGUUAUAGCCUCUGUUUCUUCAUUAGGGGCCUAGCAGAGAUCCUACAGUAGGCACCAAACCUCAAGAGAAUUAGUGUCUUGUACUAGGAGACACAGGAAAAGGAGGAAAACAAUUGGUGGGUCAGAGGAAGGUUUAAAGAGGAAAGAAAAGAAAAAAAAAAAAAAGACAGUCCAACCUAGUACUGGUGAGAGACAGCCUUCCAUUAUCCAGCCUUUUAGGUUUUGUUACAUUUAUGGAAACUUUGCACGCACCCUCGGGGGACGGGGGCGGUACACCUGCCCUUCUAGGAUUGUUGUGCCUGAGGCAGGUUUAGGGAAGUAGGACUAGGAGAGCAGCCACCCUGGAGGGGUGGUGGGAGACCGCAGGGUGGAGUCAUGGGACGAGCGAACGGAAAGACUACAUAUCCCAGGCCGCCACGCUUUCCAGAUGGAGUCCUAGGGCGCUGACUGCUCCCCAGUUUCCGUAGGGAAGCGCCGGGCUACCACAGCUAUUGUGUGUAGCGCUGUCGCCCUCCUCUUCCCGCUGCCUGCUGUCGUGUUGUUGGAGGAAAGCUACGUUUCCUUGCCGCUGGGCUUAACUCUCUAAGUGCCAAACCCCACAUCACGAUGGCUCCCAGGAACCAGUAGGCGGUCUCUGCAGUUGCUGAGUUGUGGGCGAAGAGCCCCGAAGACCGGAGGAAGACAUCCGAAGGGAGCCCGUGCUCUCGUUCGGUCUCGGAGUUAGGGCUCGGCCAGUGUGAAACGGUGGCAUUGGCUUUAAGAAGGGGGAGGGGAGGCACAAUCUGCCUCUCUUGGGGAGCCGAGGAAGGAAGCCUCAGCUGGCUUGGGAGCGCAAAGAGGCGGCCCCCGCGCCCGUGCUCUCCCCGCCUCCACCCUGGGACGCCCGGGACACAGCGCUGUGCUUUGGGGGAGACGAUGACCAGGGGGCGUGCUGCUCCCUAGGCUGCACCCUGCUGGCAUCAGAAGGCGUUGAUAAGCACUCCUGGUCACCCUCAGCCACCACCGGACUAAGCGCUCCAGCCACACACCAGCGGGCGCUCCCAAGAGUUUCAUUGGAACAGCCCCUCCACUAUUGUAAUCAUGGGGCAUCCCCCGCUGGAGUUCAGCGACUGCUACCUCGACAGCCCCGAUUUCCGUGAGAGGCUCAAGUGUUAUGAACAGGAGCUGGAGAGGACCAAUAAAUUCAUCAAAGAUGUGAUCAAAGACGGCAGCGCGCUUAUCAGCGCUAUGAGAAGUUACUCUUCUGCGGUUCAGAAAUUUUCCCAGACACUCCAGUCGUUUCAGUUUGAUUUCAUUGGAGACACGCUGACCGACGAUGAGAUUAAUAUUGCGGAAUCAUUCAAGGAAUUUGCUGAAUUGCUCAAUGAAGUAGAAAACGAGAGGAUGAUGAUGGUACAAAAUGCCAGUGACUUGCUGAUCAAACCCCUGGAAACUUUUCGGAAGGAACAAAUAGGUUUCACAAAGGAGAGGAAGAAGAAAUUUGAGAAGGAUGGUGAGAGGUUUUACUCCCUACUGGACCGGCACUUACAUCUGUCAUCCAAAAAGAAAGAGUCUCAGUUGCUAGAGGCAGACCUCCAGGUGGAUAAGGAAAGACACAAUUUCUUUGAAUCAUCUCUUGACUAUGUUUAUCAAAUUCAGGAAGUCCAGGAGUCUAAGAAGUUCAAUAUCGUGGAGCCAGUCUUAGCCUUCCUUCACAGCCUCUUCAUUUCUAACAGCUUGACGGUGGAGCUCACACAGGAUUUCCUCCCAUACAAACAGCAGCUGCAGCUCAGCUUGCAGAAUACAAGGAAUCACUUCUCCAGUACCCGGGAGGAGAUGGAGGAACUUAAGAAGAGGAUGAAAGAGGCCCCUCAGACAUGCAAGCUUCCGGGACAGCCAACCAUCGAAGGCUACCUCUACACACAGGAGAAAUGGGCUCUGGGGAUAUCCUGGGUAAAAUACUACUGUCGGUAUGAGAAAGAGACCAGGACACUCACCAUGACACCGACGGAACAGAAGCCCGGUGCUAAGCAGGGACCUGUGGACUUAACUUUGAAGUACUGUGUGAGAAGGAAGACAGAGUCAAUUGACAAGAGAUUCUGUUUUGAUAUUGAAGCUAAUGAAAGAACAGGAACCAUCACUCUGCAAGCACCUUCAGAAGCCAAUAGAAGGCUAUGGAUGGAAGCUAUGGAUGGGAAAGAACCUAUCUACCACAGUCCUAUAACAAAACAGGAAGAAAUGGAGCUGAAUGAAGUGGGGUUCAAGUUUGUUAGGAAGUGCAUCAAUUUUAUUGAGACCAAAGGGAUCAAGACAGAAGGGUUGUACCGCACUGUGGGCAGCAACAUCCAGGUUCAGAAGCUGCUCAAUGCCUUUUUUGAUCCAAAAUGUCCAGGGGAUGUCGACUUCUAUAACAGUGACUGGGAUAUUAAGACAAUCACAAGCUCUUUAAAAUUCUACCUCAGGAAUCUCUCAGAACCUGUCAUGACUUAUAAGCUCCACAAAGAGCUCGUCUCUGCUGCCAAAUCUGACAACCUGGAUUACCGUUUGGGGGCUAUUCACUCCCUAGUAUAUAAGCUACCAGAAAAGAACCGCGAGAUGCUGGAACUUCUAAUCAAACACUUGGUAAAUGUGUGUGAGCACAGCAAAGAGAAUCUUAUGACACCUUCCAAUAUGGGGGUAAUCUUUGGGCCCACCCUGAUGAGAGCUCAAGAGGACACUGUGGCUGCUAUGAUGAACAUCAAAUUCCAGAACAUUGUGGUAGAAAUCCUGAUUGAACACUUUGGCAAGAUUUAUUUAGGGCCACCUGAAGAUAGCCAAGUACCUCCAGUGCCUCCACCUCGAGUGACAGCAAGAAGACACAAACCAAUCACAAUCUCGAAGCGCUUGCUGAGAGAAAAGGCAGUGUUCUACACUCCUUCCCUGGAUGACGUUGAAGAUGAAAUUCACCAUCCAACUCCUAAUGGUACAAUUGCUAGCAACCUGGAUCCCCCCAAGCAGCUACAGCACCUCAAACUACCCAUGCAGAAAAGUGGGGAAAUGGACCCUGGAAGAAAGUCCCCAAGCAGACCUGUUUCUGACUGUCAAACGGAACCCUGCCUAGAGGCGGAUAUGGGGAAGCUGGUAUAUAGGUUGCAGGAUGGAGGGACCAAGGCUAUUCCAAAGGCCUCCAAUGGACCUGUUCCAGGCUCUGGACAUACAAAGACCUCCUCUUUCCAUAUAAAGAGACCAGCUCCCAGACCAAUCGUUCACCACAAGGAAGGAGAUACUGACUGUUUCAGCAAAGUCCGGCCCCCAGGAGAAAAGCAAACAAUCAUCCGUCCUCCAGUGAGGCCCCCAGACCCUCCUUGCCGGUCCAGCACUUCACAAAAGCCAGAGUCAAAGCCAGAAACAGUGUCCAGCAAUGCAGAGGAAAUCCCAUCAUCAGUGGUGGCAUCCAGGACCAGAUUCUUUGAAACAGCUUCCCGAAAAACUGGAAGUUCUCAAGGAAAACUUCCUGGAGAUGAGAGUUGAGGCCACAGGUUUGAAAGGACUUGGUCUUGUAGGACCCUUUUCUGGCUGGGAAAAGGGUCUCCUUCAAACCCUUGCGAGCUAUUGGUGCUGAAGAGCAGCUCUUUCUGGCCUUGUAGACUCGGUGUCUGGGAACCUAUAAAAUAAGGAGCACAUGUCUUAGGCACGUGUUUGUUUCUCCUUUGCAUUCUGUCUUCAUCUCCCCAGAAUUUCGAUUGUGAGCAAUUUCUAGGACACUGGAUGGCUGGAUUCUCUGAAGCUCUAAGCUCUACUGAAGGGAAAGACCCACUGACCUGUAUCCAAGCGUACAACCUGGUUUCCCACUCUUCUCUGAACAGCGUGUUUCCUCGAAGGUCGUUGGAUUCUGCACGAUUCAGGGCUAAAGACUGUACUUAGGUCUCUUACCCUGAUCUAAAGACCCACCUGAGUUGGGACCAUUGCUUACCUUAUUUGGAAGGGGUAGAGGUGUUAGGUGAAUAUUGGAGAAUUACGUCAUGUCUCUUUUCAAGGACUAAUUCCAGCUUGGCACCCUGGUAGCGUGACAUGUUACUGAAAUGCAGAAGGGCUAAACUGCAUGAAUGAUUCACACCCAGAGUCCUUCCCCAGUAUGGGCUUAGGAAAAUAGACUUUUCUCUUUUUGCUUCCUGCCUUUGAGGACAAAUCUGCCAAGCAUGUUUUGCAUGUCAAAGCCUGGGCCUCUCUGGAGUUUCCUUCCUUUCUCCCAAUAGCUUCUUUUCCUGCAAUCAACAAAUAAAACGAAACAGAAAACAUUUUCUGUAAAAAGGGGAGGGGGUCAAGUGUCAGGAAAAAUGGUUAAGAUCGACUGAGUCCAAGGAAUUGUUGCUCUUGCUUCUCAUUUGCCUCUAGCUUAUGACGUGCCCUUUCACCCCCCCCACCACCAAAAUAAACCCAAGCAAACAAACAAAGCCACAAACACAGGAAACCAGAUCUUAACCAGGGGCUUAUGGAUUCUGGAACUCCAUGAUGCCCCCAAGAUGACAUAUACAAUUCCAUGAGGGUAAUGCCUUUUCUGAGCAGAUGGUUCCUAACAUUCUACCGAAUUUCAAAUGGGACUGCAACCCAAUAAAGGUUAAGAACCACAGCCCUUGAGAUAAAAGACUCUUUACAGCCCAUAAAGGGUUGGAUUAGAAGGAACUUUCAAAAGCAUUUAUACUAACAACAGCUUAGUUUACAUGAAGAGCAAGUUAGUGACCACAGCAGGACAAGAUCCCAGGUGUCUGAGCUCCUACAUAAGGUUCUUUUUAGUACACCACAUUUAUCUAGGAAGGGGCCUUGUAGGUGGUGGCUUUAAUGGCCCUUUUGGGAGGUAUUGGCUUUUAUCCUCUUUCUAGAGCCUCUCAUAUUUGCCAGCAAGUCGAAAAUUUCAAGAUACAAGCCCCAGUCCCUUUCAUUACUGCUGGAGUCAUUGAAAGUGCACUAAAGCAAAAGCAGUACCUGCAGUAAGUAAGGAGUCUGAGGAACAGACAGUUUUGAACCCUGUUUUUCAGAGUGCUGAUGCUUCUGUUUUUGGGCGGAUGCCUAGGCUGCAGCCUCCAAGGCUUUCGGGGCUCUUAUUGAGCUCUGCUCUUAAAGCUUUUCCCUCUCUGUUAAUGAGUGAAAAGCAAGCAUAUGGGCAGAACUUGGUCACAGGAGUGGGUUACUAGGUCUUUAGAUCCAUGAAUGAUUAUAAAGACAGUUUGGAUCUGGAUUUUAUGAGGAAAAAUACCAUGGUAAACACUAAAAAUAUUAGAAUACUAUUGAAAGGCAGAGAAAGACAUUGCAAUCCCAAUCGAAAAAGUAUCUAGAAACUUUGCUCUAUGAUUGCGGUAUUAUGUGGGGGCAUGAAUGAAAACUCAGCUGGGGAAGGUGGGGGCACCAAUUUUGGAGGCCAGGGAGCAGUUGGUGGGGGUAGUUCUGCUUCUUCAGUUAACUCUCUUUGAAGACUGAAACAAACCAUUUCCCUUGGAAAAGCACAACGUUCUGUGGUGAAACAUACUCUUAUGAAAUGGGAUUGGCUUGACCUGUGCAUGAUGCAUAGGCACUCACUCAGAAGACAUGAUGGUGUGUGUGGUAACUGUGAGAAAUUAGCAGCAACCCUGGCAAGUAAGUGAGAACUGUUAAGUCUUAGACAGUAACAACAGAAGUGCUAGCACUUAUUAAUCACCCACUAAGGACUAGGUACUUCAAAUGCCCUAUUCUUUCAUCCCUAUAACAAUCAUGUAAGUACUCGUCUUGCCCAGAUCAGAAGAGUACCUAGGUGCAUUAAGUUACUGGGUCUAGGACGCAGACAUAAAUACCAGAGAUGUGAUUUGCAUCCAAGCCUCUCUGACCUUGCACCCUGUGCAAUUUUCCCUAUGCCGGGCUGAGGUAGGUAUUUAAAUAGAGGACACAUGACUGGAGGUGGAUGGACAGUUGAUUCCCAUGUUCCUUACAAAUAUGGAAAGGAAAGCAGUUGGGUUGGGGGAAAAUGGUACAAGUCCAUUUCAUAAGGUAGUAAAAUAUAGACUGAACUAUACUCCAGAUUUGGAUUUUCUUUUCACUCUGGGUUUACCCAUUUGGUAAUAUAUUUUAAAAGAUCAUGCCACCUCUCCUUGUAAAGUGAAGAAUUUGCUGUCAUUAGUAGCUGUGAAUUCUUUGCCUUAGUCAUUUUUUUUGAUAGAGAAAGUGUUUUCCUAGGUGAUUCUGUGCUUUCCCAGUAUGUCAUGGUUUCAUUCAGAAGGCUGAUGGCAUGCAAACAUGCAGAUUGAAGAGGAAAGUUCUCUGUGCCUCUGUGGAAUUGGAUGCCCUGGGGUCAUAUCCCUACAAAGAUUUUCUUCAGUGAAAGCAAAAACCAGGAGGUCAUUUAAUAAAAGAAAUUUCAUUGAAUUUUUUUUUUUGUAUUUCAAGUUGAAAAAUGAAAAAGAGGUGUUAUGGAGUAUCCAGCACCAUGGGACAAAACUAAGCAUUUGAUUUAAAUAGUAAAACAGUGUCAUGCAGAGAGCUUCUGAAAUAAUGGGCUACGAUAGAGAAACAUCUUUCUCUUUUCAAGACGUUCCUUUAUUCUGUAAGAACUACAAAAAAAAAUAAAGGAAUUAGUUCAACAACUUGUAAAAUAAUUGCUUUUGAGAGAACAUAGAUCAGUGAAGCUGUUAUUAAAGUAGCAGCAGACAAGUGGCCUUGACACAUUCCAAGCCUACAAAAGCUUUUGAAACAACAGCAACAGAAAAUCCUGAGAAGCAAAGUAACUUGACAAGAUAUUUUCAAUGAAGAAAAGCCUUCAUUUUUCAUAGGGAAAUGCAGUAUUUUAUGUCAAGGACACUAAUAGAGGCCUUAAAAGAUUGCCUAUAUGUACCAUGUGUGUGAAAUCAGAGAAAAGAAUGAGAUCCCUGAGCCCAUUCAUGUGCUUUUCAAUUAAGUGUGCAGAGUCUCUUGUAUAAAUGUCCUCCCUCUGCAGUCUCAUCACGGAAAUAGUCUUUCAACAUAUCAGGAAUGAUGGUCCACCCACUACCUACUACUUACACCGCCUUGUAAGAUAUCUAAAGAGAACUCAGCACAAAAUUCUUUUGGAUCCACGAGUUUUAAUUUACUCUCCACUUUGCAACACAGCUUUGUCAUUCUCUCAGGCCUCCCAGCAUCUGUACAUGAAGGCUGGCGAUUCUGUCAUGUACGUAAGGAAACAUGAGGCCCAGAGAGCAGAAGAUGAGUUGUCCAUGAGCAGAAUCUAGAAAUGAUAAAAAUCCAGGAUUGAAAACUAGAGAGAGUUUUCCAUUUACCGAACUGUCACAAAGCAGUUAUGACAAUGGAUCCCAGGGCCAGGGAGAUCGCUCGACAAUUAGUACUGGUUGCUCUUUCAGUGGUCCCGAGUUCAGUUCCCAGUGCCCACAUGGCAACUCAUAACCAUCUAUAAAUGUAGCUCCAUAGAAUUCAAUGCCCCCAUCUUUACCUGCAGACAAAAAUACCCAUGUACAUCAAAUUCAUAAAUACAUCUUCAAAAGAAAAUGAAUCCCAAAUGAAACUGAGGACGUUUAGAAAUAGGACUAAUGAAAACACAAGUGUUGGCAUUACAUUACCUGGGGGCUUGUUAGAAAUGCUGAUUCUUGGGAUCUACCCUAGACAUCUGAAAUAAGAAUCUGUAUUUUAACAAGACCCCAUAAGAGAUUUCUAUUCACAUUAAAAUUUUGAGAAACA